Opisthorchis viverrini is the source of this 387-nucleotide messenger RNA. RefSeq lists its product as hypothetical. Bases 1 to 387 code for a protein of 128 amino acids. The record is from RefSeq and is a predicted model, not a curated record. The transcript is spliced from 3 exons. NCBI's taxonomy places the organism in Eukaryota, Metazoa, Platyhelminthes, Trematoda, Opisthorchiida, Opisthorchiidae.
AUGACACAGGGCCAAAAGCAGUUUAAAACUCGUCUGGUCCUCCCAGUGACUAUCGAUCCUGCAUGCACAGUGAGGAUCACGCGGUCCCCAUCCUGGAAGGCGAGUAGCACCGACAGCACCCAAGCGUUUCGUGAUCUCCUUCGUACUCCUCUUCCAAGUCAAGGGUUGGCCACCGCUCUGUUUACACCUGACGACCCUGUCAAGUCUAGUAAAAUUAAUAGCUCAGAUAUUACACCAUUUUUGGUGCCUAGCUACCAUGCCACCCGCAGGAAUCAUGAGGACUUCAAUACUGCCAGGUUGUCCAAGCCUAAACAGGUGAGGUUGACAGGCCAAGGUUGGUUUCGAACCACGGACCUUCCGCUCAACAAUGUAUGCUUUUACUACUGA